UUGAGGUUCUGGGGCCGAGGUCGUGGUCAGAGGAGUAUGGGAGGUGAUUGAUACAUGAUCGAUCGCCUUGGCUACGCAUCAUCACGACGAAAAGCCCCUUCCCCCGCGAACGAUGACGACAAUAGCAAAGCGGCUGUGCAGGGAUGGAAUUGGAUUUGGGUGAAGAGCAUGGGAGACCAGCUUAUGCUGUUGCAAAAUAUGGUGGGAGUUGUUAAUGGACCAGGAAGGGGAGGAGGUUGGGGUAUUGACAAGAGGAGGGAAUGCCGAAAGGAACUACUGGGCGAGGGGGACGACCUUGUGCCACGAUUGCUUCGACGACGACGUCAGACGCGGGCUUUUGAGAUGGGAUAUGGACGAGACCGAAAACUGUCUUUGUGGAGGACGGUCCAGGUCUGGGUAGUCAUGUCUUCCACGCGGGACCGAGAGGAUGGGGUUUCUGCGGACGAUGCUGGGGAGACAUCGUGGGCUCUGGAGUUAUUGAGUUGUGUGCUACCAGGACGGGCAUCGACGUGUGUUGGGUAUCAGCGGGGUUGAUAACACGCUGCCUGCGAACGAGAGAUGGACGAAGCCGAUGACGGUAUUUUUGCUGUCGUUGUUGGGGAAUGGUGCUGAUGUAAGAGGAGGGAUCUCUACGCGGUGCGAUUAGGUUACGAAGGAAGAGGUUGGUUUAGAUGAGGAGAGUCAGGGUCUCGAGGCCUGGGCUAUCGCUGACUUGUAUCGGUUGG
Molecule: messenger RNA, 725 nt
Organism: Colletotrichum phormii
Lineage: Eukaryota; Fungi; Ascomycota; Sordariomycetes; Glomerellales; Glomerellaceae
Exons: 1
Coding region: 55-534 (159 amino acids)
Source: RefSeq, a predicted model, not a curated record